AUGGAAGGAGAGUAUUCGUCUGUUUGUGAGAUGACCAACCACAACAAGCACUCGUCCAGUAGCUAUUCAUCUCAAUCGAACAGCGAACUAAGUAUGCAUAUGCAUCCGGAAAAUGAGCGUAACUAUGCUCGUCUCUUACAGUACAACAACUGUUACGAUGCAAUGCCUACAAGCUCUAAAAUGGUCAUUUUUGACAGCAAAUUGCAACUUCGGAAAGCUUUUAACGGCUUAAUAUAUCAAAAUACACGUCAUGUUCUGUUAUCUGAUCCUGAUAAUGAUGGCGCAAUUACGGGUAUACUGUCAGUGACUGACUUUAUUCGAGUAAUGCUUCGAUUGCAUAAGAAACGAAAAGAAGCUGAAAAAAAUGAGGAUUCCACUGACGUUCCGAUGGAAGAGGGUGAAACAGCUGCAGAAGCAAUCAAUGAUGUUUCCACUUUCCUCUCAAACGGUGACAUCGGACGACUUACUAUUCAGGAAUAUCGAGAGAUGAUCAAAGCUGAAGGCAAGUUGAUGGAUUUGAUCUCAAUAAAUGCUGAUGAAAGUUUGUUGAAAGCUGCACGUUUGUUGACUAAAUUUCGAAUUCAUCGCCUGCCAGUUUUGGAUCCACUUCAUGGAACACCAUUAUUUAUUCUUACACAUAAGCGAAUCCUGAAAUUUAUGUGGCUUUUCGGGCAGUCACUAUCCAUUCCUGAUUAUCAUAAUAAAUCAUGUAAAGAGUUAGGCGUUGGGACAUGGACGGGUAUUCGAGUGAUUUUUCCGGAUACUCUCUUAGUGGAUUGCUUAGAUAUUUUGCUGCAUAAAGGUGUCAGCGGUUUACCUGUUGUUGAGAGAAAUACUUAUAAAGUUGUUGAUAUGUAUUCACGCUUUGAUGCUAUUGGUGUAGCGCUUGAAAAUAAGUUGGAUCAACUGGACGUUACUGUUGAACAGGCGCUUGCCUUUAGAAAUACGUUUAGGCAAGAGAAAGAUAGAGUUGUUGCUGUACGAGAUACCGAUUCUCUUUGGACGGCGCUUAAUGUUCUUGUCGAGAGAAAUGUUCAUCGUUUAUGCGCUUUGAGGCCAAAUGGAGCAAUCGAGGGUUUGAUAUCUUUGUCUGAUGUCAUUAACUACAUGGUGGUUAGGCCAGGUGCUGAUCUGUCAAGUUCGAGUUCUACUCAUCGUCGCCUCAAUCAUCAUAGCUCGGUCAGCGAAGAGUGUGAGCCACAUUCGGUGUUGAGUCGUCUGGAAGAAAGUGCCAUGCAGCUGGAACAACGUGCAACCGGACAGCUGAACAAACAGCUUGCUGCUUUUUCAAUGAACUAA
Messenger RNA from Enterobius vermicularis (human pinworm), 1299 nucleotides. NCBI's taxonomy places the organism in Eukaryota, Metazoa, Nematoda, Chromadorea, Rhabditida, Oxyuridae. The record is from the annotation of a GenBank genome assembly.